CGAAAUUGAUAACGAUUAGAUAUUUGGGGUUCAAGGUUGGUAGGAUUUGGAGACCCGAGUGUAUUGCCAAAUAGAGCUUUGGUCAUGCACGAUUUCAGUGUUGGCUGGAAAAGGAAAAAAGGAAAAAAGAUCUCAAACGCUGAGAAAAUAUAAGGAAAAAAGAUCGGAAACGCUAAAAAAAAAGAAGACGUCUUUUCGUUGUCAUUGGGGGUAUCACUCCAUCGACCUCUCUCCCUCUCUGGUGAUGGAUGUCUUUAAAGGCACAUUGUGUUGUCGCUUUGAAGCGUUUCAGAACUGAAUAAGGUGGUAAAGGCCACAGAACACGCGCACUCCGUCUGGACUGUACAGAGCGCGAGUGGUGGUGCGGCACACCUGUAACUGCGGACACGUGUCCUGAAGCUUCACUGUCCGGGUCCGUCUGCACUGAUGGCGGCUUCUACGUCCUCCUCAGCCGGUGACGUGGAUUCGAACACGGCUAAUUUACGACCAUCCGCCUCAACCUGUGACGCGUGGUACGGAGUUGCACAUGGCUGCACGAGGAAACUGGGAAUGAAGAUUUGCGGUUUCUUGCAGAAGAACAACAGCUUGGAUGAGAGAAAUAUCAUUGGUCCUUUAAAGGAGCCCCAGAAGAACCAACUCUCGUGGGACCACGGUGAGCGCGCCCCGCGCUGCAGGCGUCCGGACACGGACUUCUCCAACCUGUUCGCUCGAGAUUUACUUCCCGCGAAAAAUGGCGAAGAACCAACUAUGCAGUUUCUCCUGGAAGUCGUGGACAUUCUGACAAAUUAUGUUCGCAAGUCAUUCGAUAGAUCGACCAAAGUGUUGGACUUCCAUCACCCACACCAGCUGCUGGAGGGACUCGAGGGCUUCAACCUCGAGCUCUCGGAUCAGCCUGAGUCCCUCGAGCAGAUUCUCGUGGACUGCCGAGACACUCUGAAGUACGGAGUGCGGACAGGACAUCCCAGAUUUUUCAACCAGCUCUCUACAGGGCUGGACAUCAUUGGCCUGGCAGGAGAAUGGCUCACAUCUACUGCUAAUACCAACAUGUUCACCUAUGAGAUCGCACCUGUGUUUGUGCUGAUGGAGCAGCUUACACUGAAGAAAAUGAGGGAGAUUAUUGGCUGGCCUAAUGGAGAAGGGGAUGGGCUUUUCUCCCCAGGUGGUGCCAUAUCCAACAUGUACAGUGUGAUGAUUGCCAGAUAUAAGUAUUUCCCUGAGAUCAAAACCAAAGGCAUGUGUGCUGCACCACGUCUCGUGCUGUUUACGUCAGAAAAUAGUCACUAUUCGAUCAUGAAAGCAGGAGCAGCACUAGGGUUUGGGAAGGAAAACGUGAUUCUUCUCAGCACAGAUGAGAGGGGUCGGGUCAUUCCUGCUGACCUGGAGGCAAAGGUCAUUGCAGCCAAACAGAAGGGUUAUGUCCCACUCUUUGUGAACGCGACGGCCGGUACUACAGUCUAUGGAGCGUUCGACCCCAUCAAUGACAUCGCCAACAUCUGCGAGAAAUACAACAUGUGGCUACAUGUGGACGGUGCAUGGGGUGGCAGCCUGUUGAUGUCAAGGAAGCAUCGUCACAAGCUAAGCGGUAUUGAGAGGGCAAACUCAGUCACAUGGAACCCACACAAGAUGAUGGGGGUUCCUCUUCAGUGCUCCGCCAUCCUGGUCAGAGAGAAGGGCAUUCUUCAAGGCUGUAACUCCAUGUGUGCUGGAUACCUGUUCCAGCCAGACAAACAGUACGACGUCACGUAUGACACAGGUGAUAAGGCCAUCCAGUGUGGCAGACAUGUGGACAUCUUUAAAUUCUGGCUUAUGUGGAAGGCAAAGGGCACAGUCGGCUUUCAGCAGCACAUUGACAAGUGUCUUGACCUCUCUGAAUACCUCUACAAAAAAAUCAAGAACCGUGAGGGCUAUGAGAUGGUCUUUCAGGGAGAGCCUCAGCACACUAAUGUCUGCUUUUGGUACAUUCCACCGAGCCUGCGGAACAUUCCAGAUGGAGAGGAGAAGAGGGAACAGUUGCACAAAGUGGCACCAAAGAUAAAAGCGAUGAUGAUGGAGUCUGGCACCACCAUGGUGGGUUACCAGCCACAGGGAGACAAAGUCAACUUCUUCCGCAUGGUCAUCUCCAAUCAUGCUGCCACCACAUCUGAUAUAGACUUUCUAAUCGAUGAGAUUGAGAGGCUUGGGCAUGACCUGUGAUAGCACCCUCUCCUAGGGAGAGGUGUGUACUGCACCACUUAACCACCUACCUAACAAUCAGAGCCUGUGGUGCGUAUAUGAAUAUGUGGUGUGUGUAUAUAUCUGUGUACAUGUUGGGUCUGUGGCUGCAGUAGGAUCCAUUUCUCAGCACUGUGUUUCUAUAAAUUUCCUUUGUUGUAGAUCAUGUAAAAAAUGUUUCCUUUGUGAGGUGAAAACAUGUCUUCAGUUGAAAUGUUCAAUAACAAACAGAAAUUGAAACGUUUUAAUUUAACAAUGCAGUAACUAUUUAAUUUCAUCUGUAAUUUAUCUUCAUUCCUGUUUUAAGAAAAUGUAUGUAAAUCUGUGUGUAUUUAUGGUGAAGUAAUGAGUUUGUGAGAGCCAAAGACAGAUAACUAUUGUCGCUAUAUGUUACACUAUACAUUUUCUAAGUAUUAUAUUAAGUAUUCUAUAAGUAUUCUUUCAGACAGGCUAGAACAUAGAAUAUAUAAUAAAGCCUAUAUAUAUACAUACAUAUAUACAUACACACACACACACACAUUUUUUGUGGGUGGGUGUGUUUGUUCAGGUUCUUGAUCUUAGUGCAAUCAGUGUGUUGUGUAUCUGUGAUUUUGUUGUGUGUAGUGUGUGUGAAACUUUGUUUUAAAGCAAUCAUGUCAAUGAGCAGUGCAAAACAAUUUUUUUAAUCAUCUGUUAACAAUAAUAGGCUAAUAACACUAUUAACACCAUUAACACUAUUAACACUAUUAAUAAAAUAAAGCAAAGCACAAAUAAGACAACUGGUGAGAAUGUCAUCUUGAGGAAAAUGUAAAGACUUUUGACACAUAUAAAUGUAGUAAUGUUUGAUUAUUGUGCAGACAUGCAGUAAGUAGUGCUACAGUUAGCAGCCUGCAGGUUUGCAGAAUAUCUUUCCCUUUGUUUAAAACUACUUUUGAGUCGAGCUUUGUUGCUGUGAUGCUUGAAUGGACAGACUGGGUUAGGGUUAGCGGACUGGGUUAAGGAUAGCGGACUGGGUUAGGGUUAGCGGCCUGGGUUAGGUUUAGUGGACUGGGUUAGGGUUAGCGGCCUGGGUUAGCGGACUGGGUUAGGUUUAGUGGACUGGGUUAGCAGGUGGACAGAAGAAAGGCACUUUAAUUAACACCCUCACUGCAAUGUGAACACUGUUACAGUCACUUACUGUACCAUGCAAAUAAAAAAAAUAUUAAAAUAUUAAACUGUUUGUCAUUCUCAUUUAAAACAGAAACAUUUAUGGGUUUUGAUAAUUCAAGUUUCAGGUUACAAGUUUGGUUUAUUCAUCACAUACAUAGUCAUACACAGUUAAUUAACGUUUUGGUGAUGUUUUAGUGACCAUAACAGAUCUUGCCUUGAUUUCCAACCUAUUAAAUAAUGUAUUAGUAAAUGUAAAAACAAAAAAGAUUAGCUGCAGUAUCCUUUCAGAACUCCAGGUGUGAAGCAAAAGUAAAACAAAGGAAUUGACUACAUAAGGAAAGGACGUAAGGUGCAGGCCAGGCUACAGAAAAUUACAUAUGUAGUAUUAAGGAUGUCUUAUCAAUUCCAGUAAUAGUAUCUUACUUAAUAGUUAGUAGAUUAAUAGUAACCAGAUACAAACAGCUUAAUGGUGGAACAGGCAACUGUUUCCUCUUGAUUUUAAGGUUUGCUUUCCGUAAAUUCGCUUAUUCUUUGCUGUUCUCUUGUCAGUUUCGGGUAGCCUUAGUUUACUGUACCAUCCCGGGACACGGAAAAAAACAUUGAUAAAAUUGUUGAGCAAAAUCUUUCAAAUCAUUUGGUUCGUGUUUGCAGCGUAGGCUAGGCCAGGUUCGCUCCACCAAAACAAGA
Electrophorus electricus (electric eel) is the source of this 4026-nucleotide messenger RNA. RefSeq names its product glutamate decarboxylase 1b (gene gad1b). Gene Ontology annotation, biological process: GABA biosynthetic process. NCBI's taxonomy places the organism in Eukaryota, Metazoa, Chordata, Actinopteri, Gymnotiformes, Gymnotidae. Gene Ontology annotation, molecular function: glutamate decarboxylase activity; pyridoxal phosphate binding. The record is from RefSeq and is a predicted model, not a curated record. Gene Ontology annotation, cellular component: presynaptic active zone; cytoplasm.